CAUAGGAACCCGGUGAGCGGUCCUCCUUCGCUCCCUCAGCCGCACAGCCUCAGCUCUUCUUCGGACUCGGCCGGAGAGAGGUCCCGCUGCCAUGUCUGUGUUCAGCCUCCUCGUCAAGCAGCUCCGGAGCCACCCGGCUCUGAUCCCCCUCUUCAUCUUCAUCGGUGGUGGUGUAACCAUGAGUGCCACGUACCUGGCUCGUCUGGCUCUGAAGAACCCAGAUGUCUCAUGGGAUCGUAACAACAACCCUGAGCCCUGGAACAAGCUGGGGCCCACCUACCAGUACAAACUUUUCGCAGUUAACAUGGACUACUCCAAGCUGGAGAAGGACAGGCCUGAUUUCUAAAUUGCACGUCCACCUCUGACGUCGUCUUCAGUGUGAAGAGCCGUUGCACUUUUAUUUGUUUUACCAAAUAUGAAAUAAACCCGUGACGCUGAACAUGCCGCACUCAUUCAGCUUAUUCUGGAG
Molecule: messenger RNA, 469 nt
Organism: Limanda limanda (common dab)
Lineage: Eukaryota; Metazoa; Chordata; Actinopteri; Pleuronectiformes; Pleuronectidae
Gene: coxfa4b
Product: NDUFA4 mitochondrial complex associated b
Exons: 4
Coding region: 92-346 (84 amino acids)
Source: RefSeq, a predicted model, not a curated record